AAACUUCACAAAGCAAAAUCUUCGCUUAAUGGAAGCAAUGUUCUCCCAUUUGCAAAUAUACCACGCACACACUGAGCCGCAUUGUGUUUUCUCGUGUUGUUUAACUCUCAAAGUAAACAAAGAUUUUACUUUAAAAGAACAAAUUACGUGUUUCCGCUGUUCGUGUGGCUAACUUUCCACGAUGCACCCGUCGCUAGCUAAACAAACAUGGCUGUGCUACGCUUUCGGACAACGCGUCUUAACUCGGCAGACGACAAUGCGACGGUAAACUAGACACAUGCCGAACGUGACGCCAUAGAUGGAGACUCGGCGUGUUGUGAAGCUGGUUAGCGUAGCGUAGCGUUUUGCGACCGUGUUUACGCGCAGUGAGGCCAGUAGCUCCCCCGGUUGGCUAAUGCCAGCUAGCCAAAAUGGACCUUGGAACUAUGUUGUACAACAAUUUAAAAGAAGUUACGUGGAGCACGACGUCCCUGCCAUUAGAUCAACUCGUCAGCGCAUACAGGCUGCCACAAAUUGCCAAGCUGGACAACGGUCAGUUGGUGGAAGGGCUCAGAGACAAUGACUACCUCUUGAUUCAUUCCUGCCGUCAGUGGACGACGAUCACCGCUCACAGUCUCGAGGAGGGCCACUAUGUCAUUGGGCCCAAAAUAGAGAUCCCAGUACACUAUGAAGGCCAGUUUAAGCUACUGGAGCAGGACAGAGAUGUCAAGGAGCCUGUGCAGUACUUCAACAGUGUGGAGGAGGUGGCUAAAGCAUUCCCUGAGAGAGUGUAUGUCAUGGAGGAAAUCACUUUCAAUGUUAAGAUGGCUUCAGGGGAAUGUAAUGAAGACACAGAAGUUUACAACAUCACACUGAGCACCGGCGAUGAGCUGACAUUAAUGGGCCAGGCUGAGAUCCUCUAUGCCAGGUCCUUCAAAGAAAAAUCAAGAUUCAACACCAUUUUAAAGAAGAUCGGGAAGCUGAACUCAAUUAGUAAGAUUGGUCGAGGCAAGAUGCCGUGUUUGAUCUGCAUGAACCAUCGCACCAACGAGAGCAUCAGCCUGCCUUUCCAGUGUAAAGGCAGAUUCAGCACUUGUAGUCCUCUGGAGCUUCAGAUGCAGGACGGUGAGCACAUCAUCAGGAACAUUGUAGAGAAAACUCGUCUCCCAGUCAAUGUCACGGUACCCAGCAGUCCACCACGCAACCAGCAUGACCUCCACCUCAUCCGCGAGGGCCAUCGCUAUAAACUGGUCAACAUUCAGACAAAGACGGUGGUUGUGUGCUGCAUUCUGCGAAGCAACAAAAUAAUCCCCAUCCAUUUUCCCUUUCAUAUGGCCAUGCCUAGAUUUAUUAUUCCAGAAGAACUGCUGCAGGGAGAGUUGUGGCUAGAAACUAUGGUGCAUCGCUGGUUCUCCUUCUGCCAGGAGCAGUUUGACAUAGACUACUAUUCCCGCGCCGUGCGGAAUGUGCGGACAGACUGGAACGACGAUGGUAAGAGUCCUAAGAAAAGCAGUGGGAAUGGUAGUUGCAGCGGAGGCAGCAGCAGCUCCAAUGGGUGUCCCGGUCACGUGCAGAUUCCCAGCUCUUUAACUUAUGCCCGGGAUGAGCUCACCCAGUCCUUCCACAGACUCUCUGUGUGCGUAUACGGCAGCAACCUGCAUGGAAACAGCGAGGUCAACUUACAGGGCUGUAUGACGCUAUGUGGGGAUUGGGCUCUUCUGCCCUCCGAUAGCAUUCCUUCAGACUCUGGAGAAAAUGACAUUUUUUUCCCUGAGCUGCUGGACAGCACAAGCCAACAACCGCCCUUCAACAAGUCGGAUGUUCCGUAUGAGGAGCUGUGGUUAGAUCACUUGAGAGGUCAGAUCCCAAAACCCUCUUCAAGUGAGGGAAUCCGAGGCAUCAACAAUGGCUGCGGCACAACAGCAGCCCUGUCAUACCCAGUCACUUGUCCUCUUGGAGCAAUAACCAGUUCGGAUGUCGCUCUUACUCCACCACCGGUCCCACCCAAAUCUGAAGCUGUGAAGGAAGAAUGUCGUCUUUUGAAUGCCCCACCAAUCCCUCCACGAAGUUUGAAACAGAUGCCAUCGGUGCCCAUCCUGUCAAAGCCUCGGCAGCAAGAGACUCGUUCUCCGAGUCCAACGCUCUCCUAUUAUUCCUCUGGUCUCCACAACAUAAGUGGAGCAUGUGAAGAAGAAGCAGCCGACCCACAAGAGCAAAGCCACGUGUGCUACCCCUGUAACUGGGGUAAAUCAAACAGCACUGAGCCAAAUGACACUUUGCCCACUGGUAGCCUGUCACUAGAUGGGAUGUCCUCCAGGUUGUCGUGGCCAAACAAUUUCAGUGUAGGAGAAUCACACUGUAUGGAGGAAUUUCUACCAGCUAGCUGUCGGAGUUACUACAGUUACCCUAGGAAGAGAUCCCCAAGCACCCCAAAAACCUGUACGUCAAGCCUUGUCGACUUUGAAGGCCGAGAUCACGCACAAAGCAGUAAGGACUUCAUGUUGCAGAACGCUUCUCUGAAUCAGGUCUGCACAAAAUCUUCGAGUUACAAUUCAGAGGUGUACAGAGACAAGCCAAUAGAAGAAUCUAACACCAAGCAGAGCCUCUCUUGUCCCAUUUUACCCCCGAGAACGCCAAAAUCAAAUGCCAUAAAGAACUGCACAGACUUCCUGCCAGUGUCAGCUUGUGACGCAAAGCAGGAAACUUCAGAUUGUUCGCUUACUCAACAGGAGCAGAGUACCAAAGAGAUAUAUUCCAUCUGUGAUUCAUUGACUCCCAACUGUCCAUCCGUGUCGGCCAGUGCACAGUGGCAGCCUCCGUCCAGCCUUGCUGGCCUCUCCAUUGAAGAGGUGUCCAAAUCUCUGAGAUUCAUUGGCCUGCCAGAUGACAUUGUUACUCUUUUUGUGUUUGAGAAGAUAGAUGGCAAUUUACUCCUGCAGCUCACUGAGGAGAUUUUGUCUGAGGACUUCAAGCUAAGCAAACUGCAGGUGAAGAAACUAAUGCAGUUCAUAAACGGAUGGAGACCCAAGAUAUAACUAUAGUAUGUGACACUAACGCCUGCUGUAAAGCAGAGCAAGACAUGCCUUCAGUAUAUAUGCUAUGCACACCAAGCCACAAAGAUUUUCUUUUGUAUAAUAUGAAUUUAUUUACUUGUUGGGUUCCUCUCAACCCACUAAAAAAAAUCUGUGACUGCUAUUUACUUACUGUAUGAAGUCAUGUGGCACUUUGAUGAAGACAUUUUUAUGUUUUUCACCCACAGAAAUGUUUUCAAGUCAGUAUGCAAACUUUAAAUCCAAACACAGAUGAGGAGAGGACAGGAAAACAUUAUAAUUAAGAAUCUGCUUGAUGAGGACAUGGGUAAUUCUGUUCUUCAAGGUAAAUUGCCAAUUUAAUGAUUUUUAAAAGAGUACACAUUGGACUGUAGUAUAUGUGUAUUUAACACACUGAGAACUGUUAAAAACAGUUUAUAGAUAAAUAGUUGCAAAUUUCGCUGGAUAUAAUAACACCCACAAAAUUAUCAUAUUUUUAUUAUUAAAAAAAAUCGAAUUAUAAACUUGCGUCUCGAGCAUGUAACUAUAUAGUUACAAUUAGUGACGUUUGAUGUAUGCACUGUUUUUAGUUUUAUGUAUGGGAUAUAGUCCCACAGUUUUCACAACGUGAUUAAAAGUUACUGAAAGUUCAUUUUUGCAUCAUAAAUCAGUCAUCAACAGUUGAUUUAGCCUAUAUGCUGCUAACAUGUAUUAAAAUUAGGGCUUGACCGAUAUGGAUUAUUUUGGGAGUUGAUGCCGAUACUGAUAUUAGGGAGUUCUUCCGAUACAUAUCGUCUGAUAUAUAUUUUAAAGUAAUUGGCAAUCGUUCCAAAGAUCUCCCUUAUGACAACAAAAUGUAACUUAUGAAAAUGAUUGAAUUGAUAUUUGCAGUUUAACCAUAAACAUUAGUUUAAAUAACUACAAAUAGGAAGAAAAAUCAAAUAGAAUCAAAUGUGUAGAACUUGAAUUUAGAAAAUUAGCAUGUUCACAUUGUCCUUAAAAAUGUGUAAUAAUGUAUUAUUCUGUGAAAAAGGUUAUAUCAGCAAACAUAAAUGCAGACACUGAUAUCAGUGAAUGGCUUAUAUCGGCUGAUAUUUUUAACCAAUACAUCGGUCGGGCUCAAAACAAAAUUUACUUGUGCUCUUUUAAAAAUCUACCCCUCUAACCUGGUUUUUACACAGUUUCAUCUGCAUCAGAAAACUCUUGUUUCACUUAUCUACAUGGCAAGAAUUAGACAGUGCUGUAACCCUAUUAUAUCUGAUUGAUUUAAAGUUCCUUUGGCAGUUAAUUGGGAAAAGUGGGAUUGGAGGGCGACCGUAGUAAAUAAGAGUUUAAUUUCUUCUCUAAAUAGAUGUGUUGAUUUCAGAGGAUAAAACAACAAAGUCAAUCAGUUUUAAUGUAAAUGGAGCACGAACUGUCUGUACAUCAGUCUGCUAUCACUACAGUGUCGGUUAACUGUCGUUUUCUCGUCUCGUUUCAGAAGAUUUGUUGCAUGCAUUUAAACCAACUGGGUUUUGUUAUGAUAAGAAAUUACAUCUCUAUUCUGGGUGUAACAUUGUCCACUACAGAACAUGUUAGUUAAGAGUGAGCCAAAUCAAAUGAUGGUCUCUGAAGAGAUGUUGUAUUUGUCAACUCUUCUCAUGCAAGGUCUUAUUUCUCUUUGAUGCCUUUUUAAUAUGGAAUUGAAUUCAUCUACAUAACUACUUAUUUUUACCUAAAAAAAACAUCUCCAAGUUGAGGUUAUUUAUAACAAAAAAGUAAUUGUGUCCUUACUCUAAAAACUAACAUGCAUCAUGCACUUUGGUUGAUUCAUUACUUGCAGUUAAAGUCGUACAAUAUAAACCUAUAAAAGAAGAAUGUCUGUGUUGAGGGAGAGUGAAUGCACUACAUACUUUUUCAUAACUAAAAUGGUACGUCUCCAGUGUCCUCAUUGUCUGUAUUACAAGUGUCCUAAUGCAAGAAACAAGUAAAAGCUUUUCCGCGCCUUAACCCAGAGACCUUAAAAUAUAUAUGUGAUAUUUCACUUUAGCUAAAAGGUUUUCAUUUUACCAGUCUCUCGUUAUGAGAAUGUGCUCUAACCUCUCAUCGUGAACUGAGGGAAUGUUGUCAAGUGUGUAUCACAACCUUCAGAGACAUGUGAGCUCAGAUUAAAAUUGAUGUGUGCGAUAAUGAGAAAUAAUGUUUUUUAUAUACGGUACUUUUUUUCCUUAUAGCCUUGAUUCAGAGUCGAUUUAUUUAUGCAGUUAUUUGACAUAACACGAAAUAUGCAGAACAGUUAUUCUUCGACCAUUUGUGUUGGUGAUAUAUGAAGGUGCCUCAGCAACCAACAGCUGUUGUUUUUUCCCCCGUCACUAUCUGCCGUGGGGUGUUACAUAUUUUUCUUGAUAUUUUCUUUUUGUAUGUAAAUGCAGUUAUUGUAAAUUCUUUUAAGUGAUUACUAAUGUUAAUUAUUUUUGUUAAGGAAAAAGCUAAUGUUCAAUUUCUGUACUUUUUUUUUUAUUAUGAAAAAAAAAAAAACUUGGGUUCUACUCGCAUUAAAAUAACAUUCAUGAAGAAAGAAAACCUGCCAGCCUCAAUCUCAUUACAUGGACAGUGACCAAAAAAAUUAUGUUGAUAAGCCAUGUGUCCAGGUUAUUUUUCUGCUUUCUUUGCAACUUAGCCACAGUAUCCAUAUUUUUUCAUGGGGAAUGUCUCUUGACACUAUUAUCUCACGGCAGUUAUGCAAGAGCUGUGGUGCUCGAAAGGGACCAUGCGGAGGAGCAACAAAGAACUGCGUGUUAGAGUGACAGAAAAAGUCAGUGGAGUAUUUACUUGUGUUUUAAUAACCAGUGUUAAAUUUCUGGAGAAAAACAUGCUGGACGAAGGAAUCUUUUUCACGUCAGUCAUUUUUCUUGAAUAAUUCUGAGAUGCAAACUGGAAGCACACUACGAUUAAAAAGCCCGAUCGCAUUGACGCAUACACACUCACACCACCAUCAUCAGCAGGCAGUCAAUGCAAAAGAGCAUUCCAUGUUGGUAAUGCCUAACAGCUGUGGACUAAGGAUUUGAUGGAUUAUUGCCAUAUUAGUGCAAACAGGAGGGAAAUGACUGACAGUGGGUUUGAUGGCAAUUUUGAACGAAUUGGUCUGAAAUCUUGAGUUAUGAACAGUUGUCUUUCAACUUAACUCGUUUCCCUAUAUUUGAAUGUAUAUUCUAUUAAAAAUGGAUUAACUAAU
This is a messenger RNA of Hippoglossus stenolepis (Pacific halibut), 6222 nucleotides long. It is a transcript of the gene garem1, whose product is annotated as GRB2 associated, regulator of MAPK1. The coding region runs from base 411 to 3014 and encodes 867 amino acids. Gene Ontology annotation, molecular function: proline-rich region binding. The record is from RefSeq and is a predicted model, not a curated record. Gene Ontology annotation, biological process: epidermal growth factor receptor signaling pathway; cellular response to epidermal growth factor stimulus. NCBI's taxonomy places the organism in Eukaryota, Metazoa, Chordata, Actinopteri, Pleuronectiformes, Pleuronectidae. The transcript is spliced from 6 exons.